Messenger RNA from Musa acuminata subsp. malaccensis (wild Malaysian banana), 1119 nucleotides. RefSeq lists its product as uncharacterized. The record is from RefSeq and is a predicted model, not a curated record. NCBI's taxonomy places the organism in Eukaryota, Viridiplantae, Streptophyta, Magnoliopsida, Zingiberales, Musaceae. Gene Ontology annotation, molecular function: ubiquitin protein ligase binding; S100 protein binding; tubulin binding.
CCAGAAUCUUCCCGCCCUUUCUGGUGACCGAAAACUCUGGAAAUUAGGAGGAAGCCGUCCUCGCUGGCCCACGUUAUUAGCUCACCAUCUCACCGGCCCCCAAAUCUCCGAUUGCAUACCUGCGCGGAGAAGCCGAAGCGAGCAAGCGAUUGUGACGAAAGCGUGUCGGAGUAGAAGCUGUCCAAGAAAGAGAAGCGGAGGACGAUGGCGGAGGAGCAGCAGCUGAGGCUGGACUUGGAUGAGCUGAGGCACCUCGAGAGCAUCGCCAAGAGGCCCCGUGUCCUAUCCCUCCUUUCCUCCGAGAUCCGUGACCUGGACGCCAAGUUGUCGAGAGUGACUGCUGUGACUGCAGCGGCACGGCAGGCUGCAGUCGCUGCGGAAAAGGUACCCGUUAAUGUUGAUGCUGUGAACAGAAGCUAUGUCACUCUUGGAUCGUUUAGUUGGGAUCAAGACAACGAUAAAAUCAAGAUUUAUAUAUCUAUUGAAGAUGCAGAGCAAGAGAAGGUGGAUACAGUUUUUAAGCCAAUGUCUGUUGACAUCAAAUUCCAUGACAUCCAUGGCAAGAAUUAUCGAUUUGCCAUUCCAAAAUUGAACAAGGAGAUAUUGCCUGAGAAGUGUAAGCUAGUGGUCAAGCCCAAUAAAGUCAUAGUUACACUUGUUAAAGCUUCCAAGGGAAACUGGUUAGACCUGCACCUUAAGGAAGACAAGCUAAAGCCGAACCUGGACAAAGAAAAAGACCCAAUGGCAGGAAUCAUGGAUUUGAUGAAGAACAUGUACGAGGAAGGUGAUGAUGAGAUGAAACGAACAAUAGCCAAAGCUUGGUCUGAUGCAAGAUCUGGGAAAACAGCUGACCCACUGAAAAGUUACCCAUGAAAAAGCCUGAUCUCUGUAAUCACUGCUGUGGUUCUUUUGAGCGUCUACUCUUAUCGCCAGCAUGGGCUGAACUGUUCUUGAACUUUGCCGUGGUUAUCCUUGCGACUGUCGCACCUUAGUUGGCCUUGCAUGUGUUUAUAUUUGCAGUAUUCCAUGCUCCUUCCACGUUCGAUGCCUGGGAGCUAUAACUUGUUGGUAAUUAAAGUGUUUUCUGUGCUUCCUGAGUGAGAGAGUAUCUUUUAUUUC